AUGGGUUGGUUCUGGACCUCGCCGUCCCCCUCACCAAAGGCUUCCGAAGCCUCUCACCACUCUGCAACUCAGCAACCACAACCUCCAGCCAGCGAAAGGAAGCCAUCAACAGAUGAGGAGGUUUCCAAAUUUCUCCGCGAAAUCCAAGCGGCAGCCAACCCUUCUUCCUCUCACGCCGCUUCCCCUCCGUCUUCAACAGAUUCAGACGCCGCCAAAUCAUCGUGGGUACCCAGUUGGCUUUCAGCGCCAGCGCCUGAGACCCCUCCCCCACCGCCCAAAGACAAGCGCUCUGAAGCCUCUAUCGCCAUGUCCGAGGCUCUUCUUCCAACAACCAUGUCGUGUCAGGAUGCUUUUGACUAUGCCUGGCAUUGCCACACCCCCGGCUCCCAGGUCAACUCUGUUUACCGGUACGGUGGUGUAAGACAGUGCACCGAGCUCUGGGACGACUUUUGGUUUUGCAUGCGCACCAAGUCUUGGGAUCCAAAGCUUCGCGCUGAAGCCAUCAAAGAUCAUUUCCGGAAGAAGGAGGCAGCCAAGUAUGGUCGAGGCCAACCAAGCUCCGAGGAUAUUUGGGAAAGCAGAGAUAAGAUGGUAGAGCCGGGAACAACGUUCAACAAAUCCUUCGACCCCCCCAUCAAAGACGAUGCUGCCUUUGAAAGAGAGGAUCAGGAGACUCGGAGGAAGAUUCGCGAGUUUUACGAGAAGAAAACUUGA
Messenger RNA from Podospora pseudocomata, 714 nucleotides. RefSeq lists its product as uncharacterized. Lineage: Eukaryota; Fungi; Ascomycota; Sordariomycetes; Sordariales; Podosporaceae. The transcript has a single exon. Bases 1 to 714 code for a protein of 237 amino acids. The record is from RefSeq and is a predicted model, not a curated record.